Molecule: messenger RNA, 1062 nt
Organism: Caenorhabditis bovis
Lineage: Eukaryota; Metazoa; Nematoda; Chromadorea; Rhabditida; Rhabditidae
Source: the annotation of a GenBank genome assembly
AUGGGCCGACCUUCAAGUCAAAAAGACAAGGAGAAACGCAUUGGAAGCAACUGUGUCAAGAAAUAUCCGCACCCGCUUGGUGCGUAUCAAUCAGCUUCAUUGCCUGGUAACGUCACAUUCUGCUUCAACGUGGACACCAAUAGCGUUUCGAAACCAAAGGAACUGGCUGCUACAGAGCCGCCACGCAAGAACAUCCUGAAUCGACUGCCGGACUACUUGCGCGACACGGUCGACUGGUUCAUCGGCCGGUCGCGACGAAGCAAGGAACGAACCACAACUGUCAAUGAGCGAAUGUCGAAGCGUAUCGCAUCUGCUUCAUACGCGGUGCGUGCGCCGCCAAAGUCUCCCGAUUUGGUGUGCGUCUGCGAUUCAAUUGAUGAAAAGAUGGUUGAAAAAAUCACUAGUCUUCCACAAGGAAUCGAUGAACGGGAAUGGAUUGCCCAUAAUAUUCUUGGCCUUUUUGAUCAUGUCAACGCUCUUUGCGGAACAGUUACCGAAAUUUGUACCCCAAUAACUUGUCAGCACAUGAGCUAUCCUGGCACGAGCAAGGCCAGUUAUCAGGAUGAUCGGAAUAAACGGCAAUACUAUCCAGCGAUGCAAUACAUUGACUGUGUAAUGUCUCAGUGUGAAACAAUGAGCCGUCAGGAAGACAUCUUUCCUACCAAAUAUGGAAAUGUCUUCGGAGACAACUUCGUGCCUUCCGUCAAAAAGAUGCUGCGCUACAUGUGGCACUGCAUGGGACAUCUGUAUAUCAAACACUGGAAUGAACUCGGUAUACUACAACUUCGUCCACAAUGCGCCAUGGUUCUCGCACACAUUUCGGUGAUGGGAAGAACAUUCAACUUGCUCGAUCCCAAAGAUCAACACAACGUCGAUGCGACGGUGAUUAUGGUGCGCCCGGAUGUUCAAGUGUUAUCCGUCCCGAAUUCCGGAGAAGAUGGGGACCAUUUGACUUCAGAGAACAAUCGAGCCGUUCGAGUUCCGUCGUCAAAAAGUGGAAGCUGGGGUGGUUACCCUUCGCCGGCUAUUCUUGCUAGCAAACCAUACGCUCAGACUUGCUGA